Amaranthus tricolor (Joseph's coat) is the source of this 2001-nucleotide messenger RNA. Its product is annotated as aspartate--tRNA ligase 2, cytoplasmic. The record is from RefSeq and is a predicted model, not a curated record. Gene Ontology annotation, cellular component: cytoplasm; aminoacyl-tRNA synthetase multienzyme complex; cytosol. Gene Ontology annotation, biological process: aspartyl-tRNA aminoacylation. The transcript is spliced from 10 exons. Lineage: Eukaryota; Viridiplantae; Streptophyta; Magnoliopsida; Caryophyllales; Amaranthaceae. The coding region runs from base 108 to 1751 and encodes 547 amino acids. Gene Ontology annotation, molecular function: aspartate-tRNA ligase activity; RNA binding; ATP binding.
UAAGCAAAACGGACAAAGACUAAGCUGGUACGCAAAAUCGCAAAGUCUAAAACCCUCAACCUCUCUGGCUUCAACCCAUCCUGUCAUUCUUUUCCAUUGUCAAAAAAAUGUCGUCCGACGAGCAAACCCCAUCUUCAACAAUCUCCGUCGUAGAAAACACCGACCAAGCGCCGGAACUCAGCAAGAAAGCCGCCAAAAAGGAAGCCGCUAAGCUCGAAAAGCUUCGCAAAAAGCAAGAAGCUGCGGCCGCAGCCGCCGCAGCAGCUCUCGCUGAAGCCUCAAUUGCCGACCCUCUCGCCGACAACUAUGGCGAUGUUCCUCUCAUUGAGCUCCAAUCGAAGGUGAUUUCGGGUCGGAAAUGGACGGAGGUCAAAUCUCUUUUUUCCGAUCUUAAGGAUUCGGAGGUUCUUAUCAGAGGACGAGUUCAAGCGAUUCGCGCUGUUUCGAAGAAAAUGACGUUUGUUGUGGUCAGAGAAGCUGGUUUUACUGUUCAGUGCGUUUUGAUGGUUGUUAAGGAGAAAGUUAGUGAGCAGAUGGUUAAGUUUGCAAAUACUUUGAGCCGUGAAUCAAUUGUUGAUAUUUUUGGUGUUGUUUCCGUUCCUAAUGAAGCCAUUAAAGGAACUUCUCAGCAGGUUGAGAUUCAGGUGCGUAAGAUUUACUGUAUCAAUAGAGCUGUGCCAACCCUUCCUAUAAACAUUGAGGAUGCUGCUCGAAGUGAAGCGGAGAUUGAAGAAGCUUUGAAGGAUGGUAAACAACUUGUCCGGGUUAACCAAGAUACUCGUUUGAAUUUCCGAGUAUUAGAUUUGAGGACCCCAGCUAAUCAAGCCAUAUUUCAUUUGUCCAGUGAAGUGGAACAUAUAUUUAGGGUGUUCUUGCGAUCUGAAGGUUUUCGAGGAAUCCAUACCCCCAAGUUGAUGGGAGGAACAAGUGAAGGAGGGGCUGCAGUUUUCAGACUUGACUACAAAGGCCAGCCUGCAUGUCUUGCUCAAUCACCACAGCUUCACAAGCAAAUGUCAAUUUCAGGUGAUUUCAGGCGCGUGUUUGAGGUUGGUCCUGUUUUCAGGGCAGAGGAUUCCUUUACUCACAGGCAUCUUUGUGAGUUUACGGGUCUUGAUGCAGAAAUGGAGAUCAAAGAACACUAUUCAGAGGUUAUGGACAUAAUUGACCGGUUAUUUGUCGCCAUUUUUGACCACUUAAAUGAGAACUGCAAGGGAGAACUAGAAGCUGUGUCAAGGCAAUAUCCAUUUCAACCUUUGAAGUAUCUGCAGAAAACAUUGCAGUUGACCUUCCAAGAAGGAGUUCAAAUGCUUAAGGAGGCUGGUAUUGAAGUCGAUCCAUAUGGGGAUCUUAACACCGAAACAGAAAGAAAGCUCGGAGAAUUAGUCCGUGACAAAUAUGACACAGAGUUUUACAUCCUUCAUCGGUAUCCAUUGGCUGUUAGGCCAUUCUACACGAUGCCCUGCUAUGAUGAUCCAUUAUAUAGCAAUUCAUUUGAUGUCUUUAUACGAGGUGAGGAGAUCAUAUCAGGAGCUCAGCGUGUCCAUGACCCUGAAUUUUUGACGAAGCGUGCUGAAGCAUGUGGUAUUGAAGUGAAGACAAUAGCUACUUAUAUUGACUCCUUCAAAUAUGGUGCUUGGCCUCACGGUGGGUUCGGAGUGGGUUUGGAGCGGGUUGUUAUGCUAUUCUGCAACCUAAACAACAUCAGGAAGACAUCUCUAUAUCCCCGCGAUCCACAAAGGCUUGCGCCUUGAUCUUGUUUGCUCGACAACAAUUUUGCCAACAUUGUUGCUAUUGCUUUUAAUUAUUUAUGGCUAACUGUCUGAUUUGGGAGACAUUUCUCAAUUAGCUCAUACAAAUGGAAAUUAACAAACUUGAAGGAUGUCUUUUCUCAUGUUUUGCUUAUAAAGUUUGUGAAUUGUGAAUCAGUUACUUACAUUUCUUACAAUUCACUUUCACUCCUCCGUCGGUCAGUUCUUACCACUGCCGGCUUUCUGCCUUCUA